AUGGCCACCAGCCGCAAGCGCAAGGCCGACGAAGAUGGCGACGAGAUGUCCCUCUCCCCCAGAAGCUCCCCUUCCGCCUCGGCGAGACAGCUCGCCCGACCGUCGAAAAAGGUCCGUUCCAACGAGCUCAUCGGCCGCCCUCUUACGCUCCCCCGACUCCUCGAGACUUUGGAUCCUACCCAGCUGCGCACCGUCCUCGAGCGCAUCUGCGAGCGCCACCCUGAAAUCGGCCACGAGGUUGUCACCGGCGCCCCCCGACCGACGGUUGACGCCGCCCACGGCGUCCUGCGGGAGUACCAGGAGAAGAUGAAGGCCGCGAUACCCUACGGCGAAACCAGCCCCGACUACACCUACUACCGUGUCAAGGCGCCGCUCACAGCCCUUAUCGACGCCCUCCUCGACUUCACUCCCCAGUAUCUGCCCCCCAACGAGACCCAGACCACUGUCUCGUUGCAAUAUCUGGACGGCGCCACCAAGAUCAUCCACCAACUCCCCGACUGGGAGCCCCAACAGUACCGCCACCACAAGGAGAGCGCAUAUGACGAGAUCUCCAAGGCCUGGGCCCUGGUCGUCAACGAGGCCGCCAAGCGCGGAGGCGGCCUCAGCCUGCACACCGGCGGAUGGGACGAGAUCCUGGCGAAACACCACGAAAUCUCUGGCGGACGCAUGGGCACGGCAAUGAACGCGAUGGCGGCGGGAGUGAGCUGGAUGGCCACCAACUCGGCGAACGGAGGAGGACAACCCGCAAAUUCUACAUCGGACCCGAACUCGAUUCUCAACCAACUCAUGUCUGGAACGUAUGGAGCGCCUGUGCGUGUUGGACCCUGGUAA
Colletotrichum chrysophilum is the source of this 831-nucleotide messenger RNA. It is a transcript of the gene STS1, whose product is annotated as protein DBF8. The transcript has a single exon. Gene Ontology annotation, biological process: proteasome localization; nuclear protein quality control by the ubiquitin-proteasome system. NCBI's taxonomy places the organism in Eukaryota, Fungi, Ascomycota, Sordariomycetes, Glomerellales, Glomerellaceae. The coding region runs from base 1 to 831 and encodes 276 amino acids. Gene Ontology annotation, cellular component: nucleus. The record is from RefSeq and is a predicted model, not a curated record.